Petromyzon marinus (sea lamprey) is the source of this 3396-nucleotide messenger RNA. RefSeq names its product glucagon receptor-like. NCBI's taxonomy places the organism in Eukaryota, Metazoa, Chordata, Hyperoartia, Petromyzontiformes, Petromyzontidae. Gene Ontology annotation, biological process: adenylate cyclase-modulating G protein-coupled receptor signaling pathway; cell surface receptor signaling pathway. Gene Ontology annotation, cellular component: plasma membrane. Gene Ontology annotation, molecular function: glucagon receptor activity; peptide hormone binding; gastric inhibitory peptide receptor activity. The record is from RefSeq and is a predicted model, not a curated record.
CGUGGAGGCUUGAGGAGUUUUUAUUAUAAAUCAGAGCCUGCGAGCCGAGAGGCUGGAGCUAGCGGAGGGGAGGGAGGGUGUUACCGCCUCUCCUCCUCCUACUCCACCUCGCGCAGAGAGCCCAGUGCGUGCGUUGCGUGCGUUUGUGAUUCCUCGACAAGGAGACGUCGGAGUUUCAAGGCUUUUCACGUCUGCGGCGAGGCGAGUUUCGAAUUCCCUCGGCGCGUUAAAGCGAGACGAGUGUCGCGUUUUAUCCGCGCGCGGCGAUGAUUGGUUGAACGAUUGACGGCGAGCGACGUUUCGUUGAAAUUGUUCUUCUGCGUCGGUGAUGGACGGCACACGCUGAGAUGAUGCGACCGAACGGUCAUCAGUGGCGGUGAACAUUUUACUUGUCCGGGUCAACUCGUUCGAGAGUUUUAACACUUGUGGGCAAGUGCUCGAGUUAGGUGUUUUCUAGACGACGCUGACAAAAGACGGGUCGCAAACGGCGGAGCCGCGGUGCCUGCGUGAACGUUCGUGGUGGAGUAGGCAAACAAACGACUUGACCCCGCGUGAGAAGAUCCACGACUUGUCGCCACGAGCAGCUGGCCGCCUGAGAACAGUGAAGCGACGGCUUGAGCAACAUUUGGAAAGAGGCCCCCUUCAAAGUCCUGCAGAAGAAAGGGCGCAGCGGAAACCGCUUUAAAACAAACACGUGUCCUGCAUGAAGGGUCAUACCGCCGUGACAGUGGAAUUUGUUGCGUGAUUCAAGACCGAAAUCGAGCAGAAAUUCUGGGUAUGCAAAGUCGUCAAAAUGAAGUUCCAUGAAACCGAGGUGAUUUUUCCGGAAGCUGCGUUAACAUCGACGCGGAGACGGUGCCGAACGGUGAUCGCGAUCCGCCGGGUGUGAGCGAGCGCGGCCCACGAUAUUUCAUGAGCGGAGGACGUUGAAGCGCAUCUGCCGGCGUCGAUGGACCUCGUCACACAUGGGGCUCAAUAUCAGCAAGAUGUGGUUACUGUUGCUCGCUUCUGCCAUGCCGGGAACAAACAGCAAAAUACUCAUGGACACCUACACAAAAUGGAUGCUCUACAGCAUGGAGUGCAAAAACAAAAUGGAGGUUCAGCCGCAUCCGGAUGCAGGCCUCUUCUGCAAUCGCUCAUUCGACCAGUAUGCAUGCUGGCCAGACGGGCAGCCCGAUUCUCUGGUCAACGUGUCCUGUCCCCCAUUCAUGCCUUGGUUUGAAAAAGUGCGAGGCGGGCUGGCGUUCCGGAGGUGCGGUGCAGACGGACAGUGGGUGGUGGACGGGGAUGGCCUGCCCUGGAGGGACAUCUCGCAGUGCCAGGACGAGUCGCCCAAAGACAACGGGACGCGGAAUCUGCUGGAGGGCUUCAAGAAGAUGUACACGGUCGGCUACUCGCUCUCGCUGGCCGCCCUCGUGCUCGCACUCGCCACCUUCCUGAUGUUCAGGAGGCUGCACUGCACCCGCAACUACAUCCACAUGAACCUGUUCGGGUCGUUCAUCCUUCGAGCCAUGUCCAUCCUGGUGAAAGAUGCCCUCCUGGAGACGCACUGGGAGAUGGACCCGAGCAACGCCACCGAAUGGGGAGCUUUCCUGAGUGCAGAGGUGGCCGUGAGCUGCCGCACCGCGCAGGUGCUCAUGCAGUACUGCAUCGUGGCCAACUACUUCUGGCUGCUCGUGGAGGGUCUCUACCUGCACACGCUGCUCUCGGUCACCGUCUUCUCCGAGGAGGCCCACUUCCGCCUCUACCUGCUCAUCGGCUGGGGCACGCCGGUGAUCUUCGUAGCGCCUUGGGUCGCCAUGAAAUUCCUGAGAGAAAACAGCGAGUGUUGGAGCCAGAACAACAAUUUGAGUUACUGGUGGAUCAUACGUUCCGCCAUUCUCUUGGCCAACGUGAUAAACUUUGUGAUUUUCAUAAGAAUUCUCAAGAUUCUCAUCUCUAAGCUGAGGGCGCAUCAGAUGGGGUACACAGACUACACAUUUCGGUUGGCCAAGUCGACGCUCACCCUCAUCCCGCUGCUGGGCAUUCACGAAGUGGUGGUGGCGCUCAUCACCGACGAGCAGGCGCUGGGAGCUCUGCGGAUCCUGCGGCUCUUUUACCUGCUCUUCCUCAACUCCUUCCAGGGUCUACUCGUGGCCAUUCUUUACUGCUUCGUCACAAGAGAGGUUCAGGCCGAAGUCCGAAAGCGCUGGCACCGGUGGAGGCUGGGCCAGGACCUGCAAGGGCGCCACAUGUACAUCAGUGUCACGCGCCUGCGCACCUCCAUCGGCCGCGCGGGCAACGGCGACGCCGGCGCGAAGAGAGACGACGGCUCGGCACCCUUCGGUGCGGUGCCGGAGGCGGCGGUGGCGUUCCGCAGCACGGAUCGUGAGGAGUCCGCGAGGCCACGCGACGCCCCCUUCCCCAGAAGCGACUGGGUGCCACGGGGACGACUUGGCGGACAUCUGAGCAGGGAUGAAUCGGGGAGUGGGACGGCGGCGACGUCAGGGGCAGCAGCGGCUGGAGGUGGAUUUUUGCCUCUGAGGCAGGCGGCCUGUGGCCGCGCUUUCCUCGACGAGCGGAAGACGGAGAGCGAUUCCGGGGGGACUUUCACUGACAGCGACAUCGCACCGGCGCUGGUGACGGAAACGCGGCCGUAGUGACCCCUUUGUCUCGAGGUUCACGUUGACCGUCGAUUCAAGAAACGUAUUCACGCGGAUAUAUUCAAAUUACUUCACUUCAAGAGCACCGUUUGGAUGCCGGAACCUUUGGCGUUCUGGGCCCUCUGGGCCCUGUGCUCAGCAGCGGUGAUUUAAAACAAACAUAUUUUUAUCGCCGUGAUUAUUAAGUUACAAAGGGGGUAUCCUUAAAAAUGUUGACUUGAAAGGGUACUCAAGAUUUUAAGCGGCGAUAUUCGCAAGAAGUGACGGACACCACCGUUUUUAUUUUUAUAAGGCAAACGAAGACGACGAAAUAAAGAAAGCCUCAACUUCUGCCGCUACAUCAAAGUGGUCUCCGGUCACCUGAACGAGAGCUAUGAAUAUUUAUUGUGAAACCUCCCGCGACACGGACGCUCAUAGAACUGGUCGGGUUUAUAUACUGAGAGAGAGAGAGCACUCUAUAGAGAACUCCAGAGCUUUGAAACAACAGCAACCAGUGGAAACUGAUCUUAACAGAACAAUGUACAGGGACUCCUCUGCUUACAAACAUUCGACUUACGAACUUUCAGAGAUACGGAAAAACCUGUCCGUAUGUCCAGUAGGGCUGAACGAUUAAUUGAUUUCAAAUCAAAAUCGAAAUUUUAAACAAUGCGAUGAGCAAAUCGCAAAGGCUGCGAUUUUUUUGCGUUUUGAAAAGUCCUAUUACGUUCUUAUUGGAAUUGGUUUAUUUUUUAUUAUUAUAACUUUAUUUAUUUAA